UUUAAAGCUACUCCUUUAUUGAUGACAAAUGCAGAGAAGUAAAGAUGAUGUAUCUUCACUUGUGAAACCCAAUGACAUAGCCACCCCUGUCUCUCCAGAUUCAAGAAACUUGGGGUUUUAUGCCUUUAGUAUGAUGGGUGUCUCUUUCUUUGACAGCUUCUAGCUGUCUUCUGCUGAUUAAAAGUCAGAGAAUUAAUGGUAUUUAUAUUUCCAGGUGGUAAAAAUUACUCUACAUAUUAAAGAAAAUGUGGUUUGUGACUAUGUGUAGCUUUCAAAAUGUGAGAUGGGUAUAUCUGUUCUCUGUGUGGAAAGCAAUUUGGGUCAGAAAGCUAAAAGGCAUAAGCAAUCUUCUCAGGUGUCUAAAUACAGCUCCUUGCUUUCCUAUUUCAGAACUCUUGUUUCCUUUGCAUUUUGAUUCUUCUCCCUUUCUCUUCUUCCUCUUGCCUAUAGUAAUGGAGUCUUCCCAACUCUUUGGAGGUACAGAAGAAUGUAAUAGCAGUGAAUCUGGGUGGACAAUGUAUAUCGGCUCCCCCACCCCCACAUACGGUGUCGGUGAUGAUAAACACAAUGACGGUGGAGAAAAUGAUGAUGAUGAUGAUGACGACGACGACGACGACGAUGAUGAUGAUUAUGAUGCUAGUCAUGGCAAUGAUAGUGAUGAUUCUAUGGCUUCUGAUGCUUCUUCUGGCCCGAGCCAUCGAGAACGACCAUGUGGGAAAGGUGGAUACGGUCAUGGCAUGAACUGUUUCGAGUAUAAUAAGAAUGAGGAUGAUGGCAAGUAUCGCACGCAUAAGAAAGCUGACAGUCGAGCGGAAAAGCAAAGGGCUGAACAAAAGAGAAAUGAAGAGAAAGCAGAGUCCAUGUUUUUGGCAAGAAAAGCUAAUACUCAUGUUGGAAGCAACAGCAAGGUAAGAAAAACCAAUUGGAUCGGAAAGAGAAAAUAAAUGCUUUCCUGCUCUUCAGAUUGUGUUUAUAGAAUGGUAGUAGGGGCAGAAAAAUGAUCCUUAGCUGAGACAUAUAGGCAUCUAGCACAUCCAUGGAUAUAAAUUAUGUUGUGUGUUUUCAGAUUUCCAAUGUAAUAUUUGAAUCAAGAAAUAUAAUGUGCAGAUCAGCUGGCACAUCCAUGGAUUCAGAGAGGGUAUCAUAUUGGUUUAGAUAAGUACUAUUGUGGGUAUAUUUCCACUUUUGUGUCUAUGUAUCAUCAUGUACAAUAGGAUGAAAAUAAGAGUGCACUGAUGAUAUGAGAUGGUCUGUUAAUUA
This is a messenger RNA of Vitis vinifera (wine grape), 1260 nucleotides long. Its product is annotated as protein SOB FIVE-LIKE 2. The record is from RefSeq and is a predicted model, not a curated record. Bases 246 to 944 code for a protein of 232 amino acids. Lineage: Eukaryota; Viridiplantae; Streptophyta; Magnoliopsida; Vitales; Vitaceae. The transcript has a single exon. Gene Ontology annotation, biological process: cytokinin biosynthetic process.